Messenger RNA from Aspergillus melleus, 1671 nucleotides. RefSeq names its product KRI1 family protein (gene kri1). Gene Ontology annotation, cellular component: nucleolus; 90S preribosome. The transcript has a single exon. Lineage: Eukaryota; Fungi; Ascomycota; Eurotiomycetes; Eurotiales; Aspergillaceae. Gene Ontology annotation, biological process: endonucleolytic cleavage in ITS1 to separate SSU-rRNA from 5.8S rRNA and LSU-rRNA from tricistronic rRNA transcript (SSU-rRNA, 5.8S rRNA, LSU-rRNA). The record is from RefSeq and is a predicted model, not a curated record. Bases 1 to 1671 code for a protein of 556 amino acids.
AUGAAUGAUGGCACGCUGACUUGUACUCCGCCAUCUAUAGUGGAAGCAAAGCUAGCGCAACGCGGAGAUGGAUUGGACUCGGAAGAUGAGUCGUCAUCCGAAGAGGAAGACGAAGAUGGAGAGCUGGCAACUGCCGCGCUUGACCAAGAGAUUAUGGCAACCCUGAAAGCGAUUCGAUCAAAGGACCCCCGAGUUUACGACAAGGACGUCCAAUUCUACGCUGAAGAAGAUGCAAAUGCUAAGCCAGAGGAUGGGGAGAAGAAGAAAGAGAAACCAAUGACCCUUCGAGAUUACCACCGGGAGAACCUGUUGAGUGGCAAUCUCCUACCAGAGGAUGACACCUCCGAUGCGCCUAAGUCAUAUGCCCAGGAGCAAGCAGACCUGAAGAAAUCGAUUGUCCAGCAAAUGCACGCCGCGGCCGACGAUGAAGAUCACUCUUCUAAUGACGCAGAGGAUGAAGACCUCCUCGUGCGGAAGUCAGUACAGGAGCCAGCCCCCGAAUCCAAGAAAACCAACAAGCUCGACCUUGAGAACGCGGACAAAGACCCGGAAACCUUCUUGUCAAAUUUCCUUUCUGCAAGGGCUUGGAUACCGGCUGACAGAACAAACCUGCAACCUUUCGAAUCGGACGACGAGGAGGAAGAUGCGCGGGCGGAGGCUUUCGAGGAGGCAUACAAUUUCCGCUUCGAGGACCCUAGCAAGAUCAAUACCCAGCUGAUCACUCACUCUCGUGACGCAACCAACCAACAAUCCGUUCGUCGGGAUGAUAAGAGUGGCAGAAAGAAGAUCAGAGAUGCUGAACGCCAAAGAAAGGAGGAGGAGAAGAAACAGCGGGAGACCGAAAAGAACCGGUUGCGCAAACUCAAAACAGAAGAACUCCAAGAAAAGGUCAACAAGGUCAAGGAGGUAGCAGGGCUUCGCGCAUCUCAAUUUACCGACGAGGACUGGGCUAAGUUCUUGGAUGGCGCUUGGGAUGACAAGGAUUGGGAGAAGGAAAUGCAGAAGAACUUCGGCGAAGAAUACUACGCGGAGGGCGACGACGGCGAGGGCAAGAAAAAACACCCCAAGAAGCCGACAUGGGAUGAUGAUAUCGACAUCACUGAUCUUGUCCCUGAUUUCGAAGACGACGAAGGAAACCCCGCAUCGGAUGCUGAGAUGGAGGAUGCCGACGACGCCGGCGAAGGCGCUUCCAAGAGCAAGAAGAGCAAAGCACAGGAGAAAAGGGAUCAGAAGCGUGAGGCUCGCAAGGAUCGGCUUCGUAUCGAUGAGGCUGUCGACCGCAAUUUGGACCUUGACGUGGCCCUUCUUCCGGGUGCAAGCAAGAAGAACACUGGACAUUUCCGCUAUAGAGAAACAUCUCCCCAGAGCUUCGGAUUGACGGCACGGGACAUCCUGAUGGCUGACGACACCCAACUCAAUCAGUUCGCCGGUCUGAAGAAGCUUGCAUCAUUCCGCGACGAAGAAAAGAAGAGCAAGGACCAGAGGAAACUGGGCAAGAAGGCUCGAUUGAGGCAAUGGCGCAAGGAUACCUUUGGUAACGAAGAUGGGCCCGAGUUCUCCUUCGGUGGUGAGAAGGUCGCCGAGAAAGACGAUGCCGCCGAUGGCGACAACGUUGAUAUCCGCGAAGGGAAACCACGAAAGAAGAAGAGAAAGAGGUCCAAGAAGAACUAA